AUGUCUGAAAGCUCUCUAUCUUAAAAUGACUUUUAUGAAUUGAAACAUGUUAGAACAUUAAAAGAUAAUCCUUCCAAAUUUUCACAACAAAAAAAACAAACUCAAUUCUAUUUAAAUUAGGCAAUGUUAGAAAAAGAAUAUAUAAAAACUGAUUUAAGUUGUGAUUGUACAGAAUGUGGAAAAUGUAGUUAAUUUAGUGAAACAAUAAAAAAACAAUAUCCAUUCUGUGAAACAAGGUAAUAAAUUAAUUAAUUUAAAGAUGGUAGAAAAGAAAAAGGAUUUUAAAAAGAUUUAAAGCAGCAAUAAAUGCUAUUAUUUUUAUUUUAUCAUAUAAAGUGGAGGCUAUUAAGAAAUUCAGAAAAAGAAUGCAUAUACUUAGAGCAGUUAGAAAUUUAACAACAUUAAAAAAAUCUUAAAUUACUGCAUCUACUCAUUUAUAACCAUAACCUAUGAUUAGUAUUCCUCAUUCAAGAUAAUCAUAAAGGUAAUAAUUGUAAUAAAAAAAAAGAAUAAAAACAACUCCUGAUGAAGAAACCUUUCUUCAUCAUAUAGUAAAUAGUGCCAGAGAACCUAGAAAAAGUUAAGUUUCAUAAUAUAUGAAUAAAAUGUUAAAAGACGUUAUUCCAAAAUCAGAAGUUCAUUUAAAACCUUUGAGUUAUUUAAAUUAGAAGAAAAUACAAUAAAAUAAUGCAAAAUCAAUUAAUUAAGCAUCUUUUUCUCAACAUAAUUAUUCAUAAGUUACAACUAAUUCAUAAAAGUACACAACAUUACAUUUAGAGUAAAUUAUGAAUAAUCAAUAUAAAAUGAAUAAUAAAGAUCUUUUAAAAUUAAUAGAUUCUCUUAAGGUUAGACAUAGAAUUAUUAGAUGUAAGAAAUGA
Molecule: messenger RNA, 878 nt
Organism: Paramecium pentaurelia
Lineage: Eukaryota; Ciliophora; Oligohymenophorea; Peniculida; Parameciidae
Source: the annotation of a GenBank genome assembly